AUGGCUACCGUAGAAAAGGGCCAGCCUACUGCUGUGCCAGAUACUGAACGCGACCCAAACUAUGGCGAAGGCGAGCACAUGGACCAGUCACAGACGGAUCGCAUCAUCAAAGGCGACAAGGUCGAGCUACAAGACAGUGACGCUUGGGAGUGCUUAGGCUACUCUUUCAAGACUUGGCGAAAAUGGCAAGUCUGGCGGUCGCUUCUUUGCAGAUGCUGAAUCUGACCCUGCUCGUACUGACUAUCUCCAGGCAAAUUCUGGUCGUCGUGUUCCUCAUCCAGAUCAGCAUCAACACAAACGCCUCCAUGUACUCCCACGGCGUCUCGUUCGUACAUGAGCAAUACCACGUCAGUGAGCAAGUCGCCCGCAUCCCGCAGGCAGCUUUCCUCAUUGCCUACGGGUUUGGCUGCGAGCUGUGGGCGCCGUGGUCGGAAGAGUACGGACGCUGGCCGAUUCAGCAGCUGAGUCUGUUCCUUGUCAAUCUGUGGCAGAUUCCAUGCGCGUUGUCGAAGAAUUACGCGACGAUUCUCGUUUUUAGAAUCUUGGGCGGCUUGUCUACUGCCGGUGGUUCUGUCACCCUUGGCGUGCUGGCGGACAUGUGGGAGCCGGAUGAGCAGGAGUACGCUGUUGCUUUUCUGGUGCUCUCAUCGGUUGGAGGGUCAGUCGUGGGCGCCAUUAUCGGUGCCUUUGUCGAAGCACGCCUGUCGUUGCCAUGGAUCUUCUGGGUCCAGCUCAUUAUGGGAGGCUUCGUUCAAGCCGUCCACUUCUCCUGCAAUCCAGAGACGAGAUCGACUAUCCUUCUUGACCGCGAAGCAAAGAGGAGGCGCAAGACUGGCGAGGACCGCAACAUCUACGGUCCCAAUGAGAUCCGCGGCGGCCACAAGAUCAGUGUCAAAGAGUGUGCCACCAUCUUCUGGAGGCCAUUCUACAUGUUCUUCACCGAGCCCAUCGUCCUCUGGCUCUCGCUCCUCAGCGGCUUCAGCGACGCCCUCAUCUUCACCUUCCUCGAAGGCUUCAAGCCAGUGUACGAGCAAUGGGGAUUUGGCAUCAUCCAGCUGGGCCUCGCCUUCGUCCCAAUUCUAAUCGGCUACCUGCUCGCCUAUCUCUCCUAUAUGCCGUCCAUAAUGCGAUUCCGGCGCAGACGCAAGCAGAACCCAGGGUCCGUCGCGCCCGAAGUCCGACUAUGGUGGCUGCUCUUCCUCGCGCCGCUCGAAUUUCUAGGCAUGAUGGGCUUCGCAUGGACGAGUCUGGGUCCAGACUACGGCAUCCCGUGGAUCGCGCCUAUGAUCUUCACGACCCUUGUCGCUAUGGCAAACUACGCCAUCUACCAGUCCAGCAUCGACUAUCAAACCGCCGCCUACGGGCCCUACGCCGCCAGCGCCACCGGCGGCAACGACCUAGCGCGCGACUUCAUGGCCGGCGUCGCCGCCCUGUACUCGACGCCCCUGUACAAGAACAUCCCCGGCCGGCCCGUGCAGUACGCGUCCACGCUGCUCGCGUGUCUGGCCGUGCUGGUCACGAUCCCGAUUUACGUCGUUUACUGGAAGGGCCCGCAGAUUCGGGCCAAGAGCCGGUUUGCGAUGAGCUUGGACAAGACGCGCGAGCAGCGGACGGAGAAGAGGAGGCGGAGUAGUAGUAGUAGGUCUGUAGGGGAGCAGGGAGAGAAGAAGAAGGGAGUGAAACAUGUCGAGCGGGUGUGA
This is a messenger RNA of Ascochyta rabiei, 1700 nucleotides long. RefSeq lists its product as uncharacterized. Gene Ontology annotation, biological process: transmembrane transport. The record is from RefSeq and is a predicted model, not a curated record. NCBI's taxonomy places the organism in Eukaryota, Fungi, Ascomycota, Dothideomycetes, Pleosporales, Didymellaceae. The transcript has 4 exons. Gene Ontology annotation, molecular function: transmembrane transporter activity. The coding region runs from base 183 to 1700 and encodes 505 amino acids.